Choloepus didactylus (southern two-toed sloth) is the source of this 1198-nucleotide messenger RNA. Its product is annotated as 2'-5'-oligoadenylate synthase 2-like. Lineage: Eukaryota; Metazoa; Chordata; Mammalia; Pilosa; Megalonychidae. The transcript has 7 exons. The record is from RefSeq and is a predicted model, not a curated record.
AUGGAAAGGAAAGCUGGACACUUGGUGCCACCCUGCCCUGGCUCAGACUGUAGUGAUUUUUUCUGGUUUUUGCUUACCGUUGUGAAAUAUCGCUGCCUGCUGAAGCUCCCAGCACCCCAAAGGGUCCAGAUUGCACGUCUCUUUCUCUAUCACCAGCAGGGUGGUUCCUACGGCUGGCAAACUGUCUCCAGGGGCAAUUCUGAUGGUAUUGCCUUCCUUUUCUUCAGUCACUUGAAACGAUUCCGAGGUCAGCAGGCGAGCCAACACAGAAUCCUGAAUGAAAUCUGCAAAUUGCAGAGUCUGUCAGUGCACAAAGACGCUGGCAGCCCAGCUGAGAUCCAGCUGCCCACAAGACGGCAGAGCGUCGCCGUUGAGGAGCUGCCUGUCCUCAGCCCUCUGUGCCAGGUGAAGCUGGGGGAUUCCUUCCUGCUGCUGCCCCCAUAUGCCCUGGCGCCACUUACAGUUUUCACCUGGGAACAGAGGCACGGAGCAAAAGACGUUGAUGUAGCUGAAGGCGUCUGAACUGUUCUGGGGCCCUCUGGGCAGUGGGAGCAUCUGUGUGUCUGUUGGACAACAGUCACCUGCGACUCUGAAGAUGAGACCCUCCGGAUACCAUGCUGUGCCAGCUCCGUGACUGAGGCAGUCGGCACCUCUGUGGGCUGUGAUUUCCCUCGCGGCAGAUGGCCGCAUGUCAGAAGAGGAUCACUGCGAGCCACAUACUGGAGCAUUUGGGGCAGGAAUUCGGCAAUUACAGAUUGGACGAACUUGGCCAUGAGAAACAAGUCAGGCAAGCACAGCUCAUCCCAGCCUUCUCCCUUGGUUGCUCUGCUGAUGGAAGCUGCCGUGUUGUGAGCUGCCCUAAAGGAGAGGCCCCCAUGGUGAGGGACCAAGGGUGGCCUCUGGUCAACAGCCAGUUAAGAAACAGGGGCCCUCCAUGCAACCACCCAAGAGGAAUCGAAACCUACCAACCAUAUGAAUAUCAGUGUUGUUUCCGAUGGGCCACUGUGAACAGAGAUGCUGUGAACUUCUUCUACACGACUUUUUUAAAUGGCCUCCCAUCCUCCUUAGCCAAGGUAAGACCUACGGAUCCUUCAGGGAGCAGCUGAAAUGUCACCUCCUCUGAGAAGCCUUCCUUGACUUCCUGAUCUGGUCGGACCCCUGCUAGAUGCCUUCAUGUCUUCCUGAACUUUUUCUUUAU